Messenger RNA from Microtus ochrogaster (prairie vole), 363 nucleotides. Its product is annotated as 60S ribosomal protein L36a-like. Bases 28 to 348 code for a protein of 106 amino acids. The transcript has a single exon. The record is from RefSeq and is a predicted model, not a curated record. Lineage: Eukaryota; Metazoa; Chordata; Mammalia; Rodentia; Cricetidae.
UUCUGUGACAAUAUUGCACCCGCCAACAUGGUGAACAUUCCUAAGACCCGCCGUACAUUCUGCAAGAAAUGUGGCAAACACCAACCCCACAAAGUGACCCAGUACAAGAAGGGCAAAGAUUCUUUGUAUGCCCAGGGAAAGCGGCGUUAUGACAGGAAACAGAGUGGCUAUGGUGGGCAGACUAAGCCUAUUUUCCGCAAAAAGGCAAAAACUACAAAGAAGAUUGUGCUGAGACUGGAAUGUGUGGAGCCCAACUGCAGAUCUAAGAGGAUGCUGGCUAUUAAGAGAUGCAAGCAUUUUGAACUGGGAGGUGAUAAGAAGAGAAAGGGCCAAGUGAUCCAGUUCUAAGAUGACCUUGUUAUG